Ostreococcus lucimarinus CCE9901 is the source of this 621-nucleotide messenger RNA. RefSeq lists its product with no specific name. Gene Ontology annotation, cellular component: mitochondrion. Gene Ontology annotation, biological process: iron-sulfur cluster assembly. The transcript has a single exon. The record is from RefSeq and is a predicted model, not a curated record. NCBI's taxonomy places the organism in Eukaryota, Viridiplantae, Chlorophyta, Mamiellophyceae, Mamiellales, Bathycoccaceae. Gene Ontology annotation, molecular function: iron-sulfur cluster binding; iron ion binding. The coding region runs from base 1 to 621 and encodes 206 amino acids.
AUGUUCAUUCAGACGCAAACGACGCCGAAUCCGAUGAGCCUGAUGUUUCAGCCCGGGCGCGAGGUGUACGCGGAGGGGUCGAAGAAUUUUUCAAACGCGAGGGAAGCGAUGGCGAGCCCGCUGGCGAAGCGGUUGUUCGCGAUCGAAGGCGUCACGAAUGUCUUCUUCGGGAUCGACUUCGUGACGGUGACGAAGGGCGAAGACGCGGAGUGGGAGACGGUGAAACCGCAGACGUUUGAGGCGAUUACGAACUUUUACGCGAGCGGAGAGACGGUGAUGGACGAGGAGAAAUUGGCGGCGAGCGGGACGGCGAUCGCGGAGGACGACGAUGAAAUCGUGGCGAUGAUCAAGGAACUCCUCGAGACGAGGAUUCGACCGGCGGUGGCGGAAGACGGGGGAGACAUCGUGUUCAAGGCGUUCGAUCCCGAGAGCGGGCUCGUGACGGUGCAGUUGCAAGGCUCUUGCGACGGGUGCCCUUCGUCGAGCGUGACGCUGAAGAGUGGGAUCGAAAAUAUGCUGAUGCACUACGUGCCCGAAGUCAAGGGCGUGGUGCAGGCUGGGCAAGACGACGGCGAGAUGGAUUUGCUCGACUUGGCGGAUUUGCAUCGAGGGCGAAAGUAG